Bipolaris victoriae FI3 is the source of this 999-nucleotide messenger RNA. RefSeq names its product glycoside hydrolase family 128 protein. Gene Ontology annotation, biological process: fungal-type cell wall polysaccharide metabolic process. The record is from RefSeq and is a predicted model, not a curated record. Gene Ontology annotation, cellular component: fungal-type cell wall. The transcript is spliced from 2 exons. NCBI's taxonomy places the organism in Eukaryota, Fungi, Ascomycota, Dothideomycetes, Pleosporales, Pleosporaceae. The coding region runs from base 1 to 999 and encodes 332 amino acids.
AUGCCUCGCCUACACCCAUCCAGACAACACAAACAACAAAUGAGACUCACCACCACCGUCCUUUCGAUACUCGCCACAACGACGCUUGCACAACAGUCAAAACGUGGCUUUGCAUUCAUUGGCGACACGCACAAGUCUGAUAAUCGACUUCUCACCUCCGAAACCUCGCAACUAUCAUGGUACUACAACUGGUCACCCUACCCAAACAGCGAUCUUAUCCCAGCCGACCGACUUGAGUUCGUGCCUAUGAUUCAUGGUAUCGACGCCACCAAAGACCAACAAACUGAGCGUGUAAUACGAGGCUUGCCAGAGAGUAGCAAACAUCUGCUAUCCUUCAAUGAACCGGACGGCUCAGAAGGCAGUGGCGGAAGCAGCAUAAGCCCCGAAGAUGCUGCGAAAGCUUAUAUCGAUUACGUUGUUCCCUUUCGCAACGGCGACAGCGGAGGCCGAAAAUGGUUGAUCAGCCACCCUAGCACAACUGGUAGUCCAAACGGUCUUGACUGGUUACGUCGAUUUAACGAGUCUUGCUAUGAUAUUGACUCUGAAAACGGUUGCCCAGCCGACUUUGUAGCUGUGCAUUGGUACGGUGCUUUUGAUGGCCUUGCGGGCUGGCUAGGCACCCUAGAUGAGUUCUACAACACCAACACAUCGCGAAGCGUCCCGUUGAAGCUCUGGAUCACGGAGAUGGCGCUGCCCCAGCAAGACGCAGAUAACACCGUGGAUAUGAUGAACCAGACGCUACCCUACCUUGAUGGUGAGGAGAAUGUCGAGAGAUAUGCAUGGUUCGGCGCGUUCAGGCCCGAUGACGCGAAUGAAUGGACCGGCGACGGGGUAGCAUUGUUCAAUGAUGAUGGCGGUCUUACGGAGCUGGGAGCGCUUUAUAUGGGAGACGGAUUCAAGGAGGGGCAGAAGGGAGAAGGUGCAGAGGAGGAUGCUGGAAGUGGACUCCGUGUCAGCGUUGGAAUGAUGGCCGCUCUCGCUGAGCGCUGCAUAGCAUGA